AUGUUCGAAAAGUCACUUGUCGACCUCAUUCGGGGCCUGCGAGGCCACAAGGGAAAUGAGGCAGAGUACAUCCAAGGCGCUCUGAAAGAGUGUCGAAGUGAGAUUCGUUCCCAGGAUCUGGAUCUCAAGGCAACCGCACUACUCAAGCUCAUUUACCUGGAAAUGUUUGGCUAUGACAUGACGUGGGCCGCGUUCAACGUUCUGGAAGUCAUGGCAUCUCCGAAACCGGCACAGAAACGAGUUGGCUACCUCGCUGCCGUCCAGAGCUUCCGCCCCGAGACGGAGGUCUUGAUGUUGGCCGAGAAUCUGCUGAAAAAGGAUCUCACGUCUCCUUCGAUACCCGUACUCACGCUGCCGUUGGUGACACUGCCGCAUAUUGUGACUUCUUCCCUGGCACUUUCCAUCCUCACGGAGCUUCUGCCACGAUUGUCACAUUCGCAGCCAGCCGUGCGGAAGAAGACCAUCGUCACACUUUAUAGGCUGGCUCUGGUGUAUCCUGAAACUCUGAGGGUUGCUUGGCCCAAAAUCAAAGAACGUUUACUUGAUGAACAGGAAGACAGUAGUGUUACUGCCGCUACGGUCAAUGUCGUCUGUGAGCUUGGGUGGCGAAGGCCGCAGGAUUUUCUGCCCUUGGCACCUAGGCUGUUCGACCUGCUCCUGGCCCAGAAGAACAAUUGGAUGGGCAUCAAAAUCAUCAAAUUGUUCGCAGUCUUAACGCCUCUCGAACCAAGGUUGGUCAAGAAGCUCGUCCGACCCCUCACAAAACUGAUUCAAGAGACAACGGCCAUGUCAUUACUGUACGAAUGUAUCAGCGGCAUCAUUCAAGGAGGCAUCUUGGAUGGCACUGAAAGCGGCGUGGAUGUGGAGGAAGUGGCCGAUCUCUGCAUCUCUAAACUGAGGGGAAUGAUUGUGUUGGACGGCGAUCCGAACCUGAAAUAUGUUGCUCUCCUGGCCUUCAACAAGAUUGUGGCCACUCAUCCGGCACUGGUUUCCAUGCAGCAAGAUGUCAUCAUGGGAUGCCUGGACGACCCUGAUAUAUCGAUUAAAAUGCAGGCUUUGGAGUUGGUGUCGGGGAUGGUCAGCAGUGACAAUCUCCAAGCCGUUGUCAACCGCCUCAUAAAACAGCUCGCAGGCUCAGCGUCAGCCCACGAAGGUGUCAACGGACACACGGAAGAAGAACAGACAGACAUGGAGCAGAGGCUUGUCCCUGACAAACGAGGGUCGGAAAAUGUUCCUUUGCCAGAUGAAUACCGCUACGAAAUCAUCCGCCGAAUUCUUGACAUGUGUUCUCACAACACUUAUGCAAACAUUACCGAUUUUGAAUGGUAUAUCGAAAUACUAGUUCAUUUGGUCAGACACCUCCCGGCGGACAAGGACGGGAGUUCGUCGAGAGCUACAUUGGCAGAUGACGCCUCUUUAGGAGCCCAGGUCGGGAAUCAGCUUCGCGAUAUCACGGUCCGAGUCAAAGAACUCCGACCCGAAACGACCAAAGCGGCUGAGACUCUGGUCUUGUUGUCCAACCGCGCCAUUGCCUACCCAAAACACGGCACUGGUCAGAGUCAGGUCAUCAAAUCGGCUGCCUGGAUCUGCGGCGAAUUCGCCCUGUACUUGUCCAACCCAUACGAGGUUCUCAAUUCAUUGAUUCACGAGUCGUCUAGACAGUUUACUCCUGCCACCCUGGCAAUAGUCAUUCAAGCCAUUCCGAAGAUCAUUGCACGGAUCGCCACAGCGGCGGAUCGUGAAUGGAAUGCCUCAAGGGGCGCGACAAUGUCGCUCCUCCUCGCGAGAACUACCGAAUUUCUGGACAAGCUCUCGUCACACCCCAACCUCGAAGUGCAGGAGAGAAGCGUUGAAUUCCUGGAACUUCUGCGCCUUGCGUCAGAAGCGCUUUCUGCGCAGACCGGAGACAGUCUUCAGGCACCGCUCUUACUGACUUCUGCGGUGCCAACGCUCUUCAGCGGCGCGGAACUCAAUCCUGUCUCGGCGGCAGCGCAGAAGAAGGUUCCUCUGCCCGAAGAUCUGGACCUUGACGCGCCAAUAAAUCCGGACUUGACGACGAUUCUACAGGAUUCGCAGAUUGUGGACGUCGAGGAUCACGCAGAGGAUGCGUUCAAGUCCUUCUACCACGAUCGUGAACCCAUACAGGCCGUCACGUCGUUACAUCCGCCGACAGUAGCUUAUCUAGACUCUGCUGCUGCUUCGGAAAGUGCACCGCUCUCAUACCAAUCUGCGCCCGAGUCUCCGGGAACCAUAGCUAGGCGUAAAGCCGAACGGAUGGCCCGCAACAAGGACGAUCCGUUCUACAUCGCCCCGUCGAAUGAUAUGGACCCUCAAUUCCACGACAUCAUCAGCAAGACAAACGGUGACGAUGAACUCGACGUCGACUCGAUUCCCAUCAUUGACCUACAGAUCGAUCGGUCUCAAACCACGGCGGCGAGAGCAGGGACAGCAGAAGAACGUAGACCGCGAAAGAAGAAACCUAUCCGCAGAUUUGUCGUCGCGGCGGAUGAAACACUCGAGGCGUCCGCGGCGACCACGCCCACCUCACAGUCCCUUUCGAACUCCAGCCCCUUCGCGGCCCUCCAUCAGGCUCAGCGGACACGUUCACUCAGUCCUAACGCCCAGCCGCGCGCACAAUCUCGGCCAGCCCGCACGCUCCUUUCGGUCGAUUCAUCAACGCUCGAAACCCUUAGCCUGGAAGGGCCUGCCGAGAGCGCGGCAGAGAUGCUGCGCCGCGAAGCCGAAGAGUUGGAGAUGGCGAUCGCACUGCGCGAGGUGGAGAAGAAGAGGCUUGAGAUGCAGCGGGAAAUAGAGCGGCAGAGGACGGUGAUGGGCGAGGGGGUGGAUGCCGAGGGGACGGUUGUGCGGCGAAAGAAGAAGAAGACGUCCCGGCCGAAAGUUGGAGUAGACGCCGGCGAGGAACGGAUAGGGGUCGAGGCGGAAGGUCAUGGCGGCGAGGAGGGAACCGUCAAGAAGAAGAAGAAGAAGAAGCGGAGGGUCAAGGUUGUCGAGGAGGGUGCAGAGGGUGCAGAGGGUGCAGAGGGUGUGGAAACGGCGACUGCCACGGAGCAAUCGUGA
Fonsecaea erecta is the source of this 3078-nucleotide messenger RNA. RefSeq lists its product as hypothetical. The record is from RefSeq and is a predicted model, not a curated record. The transcript has a single exon. Gene Ontology annotation, biological process: protein targeting to vacuole; Golgi to vacuole transport. The coding region runs from base 1 to 3078 and encodes 1025 amino acids. Lineage: Eukaryota; Fungi; Ascomycota; Eurotiomycetes; Chaetothyriales; Herpotrichiellaceae. Gene Ontology annotation, cellular component: AP-3 adaptor complex; endosome membrane; membrane coat.